This is a messenger RNA of Clunio marinus, 219 nucleotides long. NCBI's taxonomy places the organism in Eukaryota, Metazoa, Arthropoda, Insecta, Diptera, Chironomidae. The record is from the annotation of a GenBank genome assembly.
AUGACUUUCUUUUCCCCGGAUACGACAUCAGUGAUUUCCGAUCUCAAUCUACGCAUAUACAUGCAUCGAUGUUGGUGUUCACAACCGAAUAUUGUGGAACAUUUACAAGCCAUAAAGCGAGUAAAUUAUGAUCAGGACAUCGAGCCAGACACGAGCAUCAACCGAAUGUAUAACAAGAAGGAAAAGAAGAAGCAACAGCAGUUCAAGAAUAUAUUUUGA